UCAGACUGAGAGCCGACAAAUCCAUUCGGCUUAGUGAGCUUUUCUUCUCCGUCACUGUCUUUCGGGGCUCCGGCCCGGUGUCCGACCAGCCACAGCUGCUGAGAAACGUUUGAGAAAUGUGUCACCCGUGUGCCGUGGAGGCGAGAGACACCAUCUUUAAUAAAACAGAUAAACCAUCAUGAUUCCCAUCACAGAGCUCCGGUACUUUGCUGACUCACAGCCAGCGUUCCGUAUCCUGAAGCCAUGGUGGGACGUUUUCACCGACUACAUCUCGAUCGUCAUGCUGAUGAUUGCGGUGUUCGGUGGUACAUUACAGGUCACGCAGGACAAGAUGAUCUGCCUGCCUUGCAAGUGGGUGAUCAACAAGUCCUGCGAGACCAUGCCCGUCCCAAAUGUGAGCUCCGCCUAUCCACCGGAGCCCAAAGGCAUUCAGUAUGACCUCGACCGUCAUCAGUAUAACUAUGUCGAUGCCGUCUGCUACGAGAACAAACUACACUGGUUUGCAAAAUAUUUCCCCUAUCUGGUGCUACUCCACACCCUCAUUUUCCUGGCCUGCAGCAACUUCUGGUUCAAGUUCCCACGCACAAGCUCUAAACUGGAGCACUUUGUCUCCAUCCUCCUCAAGUGCUUUGACUCCCCGUGGACAACGAGGGCUUUGUCUGAGACCGUGGUGGAGGAGAGCGACAACAAGCCUAUGGGGAAAAUUAACGGUUCCAUGGAUAAGAAGGCUUCCAGUGUGAGCGAGGAUGUUGAGGCUAGCGUGCCCAUGCUCCAACGAACAGCAAAGUCCAGAAUUGAACAAGGAAUUGUAGAUCGCUCUGAAACUGGGGUUUUAGAUAAAAAGGAGGGGGAGCAGGCCAAGGCUCUUUUUGAGAAGGUGAAGAAGUUCAGGAUCCAUGUAGAGGAGGGGGAUAUAGUGUACCGUCUUUAUAUUCGUCAGACCAUGAUCAAAGUAAUCAAGUUUAUACUGAUAAUUAGCUACACAGCCUACUAUGUACGCUACAUCAGGUUCAGUGUAGUAUGCUCUGUAAACAUUCAGAAAUUAACAGGCUACAGCAUGUUCUAUUGUGCUCACCCGUUGGCAACUCUUUUCAAGAUUUUGGCCUGUUUCUACAUCAGCUUGGUGGGGGUUUAUGGCCUUAUCUGCAUGUACACUCUUUGUUGGAUGCUCAGCCGCUCCCUCAAACGGUACUCCUUUGAAUCAAUCCGCGAGGAAAGCAGCUACAGCGACAUCCCUGACUUGAAGAACGACUUUGCCUUCAUGCUACACAUGAUAGAUCAGUAUGACCCUCUGUACUCUAAGCGCUUUGCGGUAUUUCUUUCAGAGGUGAGCGAGAACAAGCUCAGGCAGCUGAACCUGAACAACGAGUGGACGUUGGAGAAGCUGAGGCAGCGCAUCACCAAAAACUCCCAGGAAAAGCUGGAGUUGCAUCUGUUCAUGCUCAGUGGGAUCCCAGACACGGUGUUUGAUCUGGUCGAGCUGGAAGUGCUCAAGCUGGAGCUCAUCCCGGAUGUGACUAUCCCUCCGAUCAUCGCCCAGCUCUCUAACCUGAGGGAGAUGUGGCUCUAUCACACACCAGCUAAAAUUGAGGCUCCAGCUCUUGCUUUCCUGAGGGAGAACCUAAAGUCUCUUCACAUCAAGUUCACAGACAUCAAGGAGAUUCCUCUGUGGAUCUACAGCCUGAAGAACCUCAGUGAGCUGCACCUGACCGGGAACCUGAGUGCUGAGAACAAUCGCUACAUUGUUAUCGACGGGCUUCGGGAGCUCAGAAGGCUCAAAGUUCUUCGUCUGAAAAGCAAUCUGACCAAGCUGCCGCAGGUGGUGACGGAUGUGGGCGUGCACCUCCAGAAGCUCUCCAUCAAUAACGAGGGCACCAAGCUGAUGGUGCUCAACAGCCUGAAGAAAAUGGUCAACCUGACGGAGCUUGAGCUCGUUCGCUGCGACCUGGAACGCAUUCCACACUCCAUCUUUAGUUUGCACAACCUGGCGGAGAUUGAUUUGAAGGACAACAAUCUGAAGACAAUCGAGGAGAUCAUCAGCUUCCAGCAUCUGCACCGGCUCGUGUCCCUAAAGCUGUGGUACAACCAGAUCGCCUACAUCCCCAUUCAGAUCGGAACACUUACCAACAUGGAGAGGCUCUAUUUGAACAGGAACAAGAUCGAGAAAAUCCCCAGCCAGCUUUUCUUCUGUCGCAAGCUGCGCUUCUUAGACCUGAGUCACAACAAUCUGACCAGCAUCCACGCUGAUGUGGGCUUCCUCCAGAACCUGCAGUACUUCGCUGUGACAGCAAACCGGAUCGAGACUUUGCCCCCAGAGCUGUUCAAGUGCAAGAAGCUGCGUACUCUGAAUCUGGGAAACAACUGCCUGCAGACGCUGCCGUCCCGCUUCGGGGAACUCACCGGGUUGACCCAGCUGGAGCUGAGAGGGAACCGCCUCGAGUGUCUCCCAGUGGAGCUCGGUGAGUGUCGGCUGUUGAAGAAGAGCAGUUUGAUAGUGGAGGAGGACCUGUUCAACACGCUGCCACCAGAAGUCAAAGAGCAGCUUUGGAGGGCCGAUAAGGAGCAAGCUUGAGCCAAGCCUCUGUGGAGAGACAGAAGUUUGUUUAAAGAAAUAAUCGAGCAGUGAUUUUGUUUUUAAAGGCAAGCAAACCUUGAGAAGUUCGGUUGGUGCUUAGGGCUUUCCUGGCAGGACCUAUAAAAACAAGCGAUGACAACAGUCAAGACUUUCAAGGAUGUUACAUGGUCAGCAAGGGAAAAUCUCGCCGAUGAAAGGUGGAUCAGUAAUGUGGCUUUUCUGUUAUAUCAUCCUGAUUACAAAGCUGCAAGCAGAUGAUGUUGAAUAUGCAUGCAACAUUAGGACCUUGCUAAAGCAAACCUGUUUAUUAGAGAGAGCCGGAAAAAAGCGUUGCAGAAAUUAGCUAAAUGUGCUCACUAUCACUUCUCUGCUGAUCAUGGAAUACUCCGGCCUUGAGGCUCAACAUUUUACUUUUGAAAUUUUUUGCAAUCACAUUUGCAGUUGCGGCGCUGCGUGGCUCAGAGUACUGGCAGAUGUUAAGUUAAUAAAUAAUAGUGCAACUGACAGCCAAGUUGUCGAAGCAUGAAGGAACAAAAUUACUCUGUGAUGAAGAUCAACCGAUCAUCCCACAGCUGAUCUCGCAGUGUAGGCCUUAACUCGGAGGACUGAUGAAAGAAAUCAAAGAAAACAAAUGGGAACAAACUCUACAGUACAUUCUAGUGCAAUGUCUAAAUACCAGGCAGUUGUUAAUUUAUAACGUCGGCCUGUGGGGCAGGCGGUUAAAGGUGGAUGGGAGCUGUGGGGGACAAAAGCCCCAUUGUUGGUCUCUUCAUUUUGCUUCUCUAAACAUCAUGCCUUAUUUAGGCUUGGAAAUAGGCUUUACCUUAUUUUGCAUGACUGAACAUCAAACACAUUACAGGUGUGUCUUAUUAAAUUAUGUGAGAUUGAUUGUGAUUGGACCUAAAACAAGCUCAUGAAGUUAUUUUGACUUCAAGAUACAUAAUUUGGUACUUUUUAAAUGCUUCCACACAUUGGCAUCAUCUUUGGGCCUGUGGAACAGGCUGUAUUGUGAUUGUAAUAUGUGAUCAUAAUCCAGUGAGUGACUGAAUGCAACACUUUUUACACAGCCAUUGAUUUGUUGUGUUGUUUAAGACUUUUUAAGCUGUGUAUGGAACAUAUACCUUUUUAGUCAAAAGAUCUCAAGUGAUCUUUGUUCAGCUAAAGACUGAUAGAUGUUGCUUCACUUACUAGAUUGUAAUAACACAAGGUGUCCUCCUGCUGACAGGAAGUUUGCUGACCCUGUAUUAAAGUUACACGGUCACAAACAUUCAUAAAACUCCCAGUCACUGUUGAUUUCUUUCUUUGUUAAAUUCAAACAUAUGCAAGCUUGCACAAUGCUAAUCAUACAACCAGAUUAUUAUGUAGGCCAAUAGAACAAGCAAGAAUCGUGGUACUUUUAUGCUCAGUAUGAUUUUGAAUUAGGAGACCUUAGAUGAUUAUUAUCCCCAGUGGAUGAACUCCUGCAGAUGUGAGACAAGAGAGUCUUAACUAGCUGCCAGGUACUGCCAGUCCUUAAAAGAAAAGUGGUGGUGGUGUUGUUGUUGGUGACUCGAGUGGCUGGCUGUUUGUAUGCUAGCCCUUCAAUUUAUCAUGCUCCGUUUACUCCAGAGUAAACUGGACUGGUUUGUUAGCGUUUUGUUUAUCCGUUCAAGAGCGACAUGAGGAGAAACAGGAAAUUACAGAGUGAAAGAAACUGGUUUUGACCAACCUACACAAGGGAAACAUUUUUUCGCAGAGAGCUUAUGCAGAAUAUGUAAUUUCCACAUUCAUGGUCCAAAUUAGUGCAGCAUGCUUUGUCUGCUUGAAACACUUUUCUUGUUAAGACCCUGGAUUUAAUAGCCUCAUUUGGAGUAACCCUGCUAUGUUUACUCCAGCCAGGCAUCUCGUUGCUAAUAUGGCCUUAUCUUUUACAAGCUGUGUGCCCUGUUAAUGAUCACAAACAUCACGUUCAUGACUUGUUUUUUUUUGUGUGUUGUUAAAUGUAUAGCUGAAAUGUUUAACGUCUUUGUUUCAUACAUAUCAGUCAUGUGGUAUGAUGUGAUCUUAUUUUUACCAGCUGUUUCUUUUUGAUUUAAGCUUUUUUAUUUUUUAAAGAAGGGAAGUUUCACUGUAAUAAUACAACUGCACCUUUUGUUCACAGUGAAUGUCGUUUCACUGAGGCCUUUGCUAAAUCCAAAUGCCCUUCUAGGGGUCAUUAGUAAUUGCUCCUGUUCUGAGAGAAGCGCCUCGGUCUUGAAUGUGUUGACUAGCAACCAGUUUUAAAGAUGUACGCAAAGGUCGCAGACAACGCAUAAAGGAACAGGUGAUCACCAGUAAUUCAGAGUAAAUCUCAGCUUUUCCAGCAUGUAUGAACUUUUUAAACAUAAACAUUGUUUGGUGGCAUGUCUACCUUGAUAUGUCUGCUCUGGUUUCAUUCGUGUGGUGCUUAGCUAGAGCCAAAACAUGUUGUGUUAGUGACCUGUUGGAUGCCAAACAAAGGAAUGCGAAUAGGCAUCGUCUAGUGCAGUGACUGGCCAGGGUUCUAGGGACAAGUUCUAGGACGAUGUAUGUCUUUCCAAAGUAAAUUUGAUAUAGUAACAUGGCUCAUUGUAGUGGUGCAGUGCAGUUGCCAAUGCUGCUGACACUAAAAAUCUCCUCCCUGCAGUGCACCACAGUGUCAAAUUAGAACAUUCAAACAAUGCCCGUCAGUUAUUGUAUCAAGUGUCUUUUUGGCCUUAACUUGAUGGUCAUUAGAGGUUGGAUAGUUAAUAGCAAAAUACUUUUUUCUGACUUAUGUUUAACCCUAAAUGUAUCCUUGGUACAGCAGUUGUAGUAUAUUUUAAUCUUGAAGUUUAAGAGUGCUCAGGGCAUCACUGGAAAGUCAUUCACAUCUUGGAUUUGCUCAAAUUACUAUAAUACACAUAUUGAUAUACGCAUUUAUCUGUCGUUUCUCCAUUUUAGCUCUAGGUCAGUGAAAUGAGUCUCACUUUGUCCUGCUAACAUUUGGAUUUGUAUCCACAAAUAUCCUUUUUUCUGUCCUUUAGAACAUACAGUCCUGGACAGUCCCUUCCCUCUGAAUCACAAGAUGAGCACAUUAAUCACUGACUUUCUUUUCCUGCAUGUCAGCGUCCGUGAAUCGGGUGACUGAGCUGACUCCGUAACACUAAAGAAAGGGAAGUUUUAGUAUCUAACAAAAUGCCCCUUGUUAACUUGAAAACUCUUAUGCUAGCAUUUUAAUUACCUUAAAUGACCUCAAUUAAUACCUUUUUUAAAAGCUUUUUUUUUUUUUAUUCUGUGCAAGUGCGCCAAAAAAGUUUUGCUUUAAACUUUUGUGUUGCGUCUCCUGAAUUCUUUUUUUUUUUUUUUUUAAGUAUAAAAUAUCAAAUGUUUUGUAUUUAUGUUAUGUAUGCCUUAAGUAGUGUAGUUGUGUGAAAACGGUGUGAUUGAUCAGUUUAUUCUUACAUAGGAUUAACUCAUUUGGAUCCACAGAGGGUUUUACAGCAGACGGUGAAAUGCUGAUUUCUUUGGACACAGCUCCAGGAUUUCACAACUCAACAGAUAGAACCCAUGACAAUCUAACAUACUGUAAACGCCUGCACACUGUUAAUAUUUGUAAUAUUUCUGAAGUGUGUACAUUUUUGGAUGGUCCAUACCAUUUCACUUAAACCUAGAAACCACAUUAUUCCAAAAAAACUGCCAUGAUUGCAUUGACAUCUAAUCUCCACUCAUGUAUAAAACAUUUUUUUAAAUACAUGAUUGUAUUUACUAUGUACGAUUAAUUCAUCUCUGUGUUCUGGUGCCUGUAUAUCAGGGAUAUAUCGAAAGAGUUGUUUUUUUUGGGGGGGAUUCACAUCCAUUUCAUCUUAGAGCAUUAGUUUGUCAAUGCUGAACUUGUGUGCAUUAUAGCCAUACUGAAAGCCAUCCAUUUUACCCCUAGCAGCAAUCACUGUUGAACAUAAACUUUAAGCCGGAUGAACAGACUUGUUUUAAUCGGCACUGUCUGUAUCACAUCCGAUAAGGCCUUUAUUAAUUAAUUGUUGCCGAGUGGACUAAACACUGGCUUUUUAAGCGGGACAUCUGUAAAAAUGGACAACUGAACUUGAUUUCCUAAUGUUCAGAUUCUACCUUUUGUACUAUUCUGACACAUGAUAAUGGAAAUAAACACAACACUGAA
Molecule: messenger RNA, 6728 nt
Organism: Perca flavescens (yellow perch)
Lineage: Eukaryota; Metazoa; Chordata; Actinopteri; Perciformes; Percidae
Gene: lrrc8aa
Product: leucine rich repeat containing 8 VRAC subunit Aa
Exons: 3
Coding region: 179-2572 (797 amino acids)
Cellular component (GO): cytoplasm
Molecular function (GO): protein binding
Source: RefSeq, a predicted model, not a curated record